CACCUCCAGUCAAUAGGAACGGAUACUUGGCCUGUUCACAGGUCAGUUGCUGUAAAUUCCACAAUACAUUAUAAAGAUGCAUUGUCUCAUCAGUCUGAAUACUGAAGGCUUACUGAACCGGUUAAAAUAGGAUGUCAACAAGUGACGCAGGAGAGUUGGAGCUCAGAGUUGUAGGAGGAGAGACAGCUACGCCUCUGUGCAGGACAGCACGAGCAACACGCACUGCAACUGCACGAGAACAGCAGGAUGAAACAUUCGGUGAAAGGUUCAAGCAGGGGAAUCAUCAUGGUGAUGAAACCCCGACCGGACAGCUGUGUCACCCAUCAGCCAUCAGACAGGAAGAAAGACACAAAGACUCUCCAGCAAUCCAGACCUUGACACCCAAGAGCUAAGACUCAAGAAGAAUUUAGACCCCUGUCUACACAGUUUAACUGAAACACAAAGGAUUGAGACUGAGAACAGCAGCUGUCGGGUUAAUGGACAAACAUUACCACCAGACACCUCUAUAAAGGUAACCAGUGACUCUCCAUUAUCUGAAAGGAUACCAUUUCCAGCAAAGAAGAAAGAAGAGGUUAUCACAGUUGUUUGCAAUGAACUGGAGACUACCAAGGUCUUGAAUAUAACUCGCAGUUUCUCAAAUGGGGAGUCUGGACCACAUGAGCCUAAUGGCAUGCACAUACUUUCAUGUGGGUCACAACCAAGGACUGGCACUAGAUCAGUUGAGUUAGAAGAAGAUAGAAAAGACCAUACAAAGCUUAAGAAACAAACUGAACUUGUGGAACUGUCCAACCCUACUAGAACCAUGUUGUCUUCCACUGUAGUAACAGUUCUUGCCCCACACUGGAGUGGCAGACUAAGACGGACCAAAAGAUUUGAGGGAACUGGCAAUUCAGAAGCCCAGGGGAAUUUACGAGAUGUGACAAACACUGCGGCAAACGGUACUCAUGAACGCUUUCAGGAGACUGUGGACAGGUCAUUGACAGAUGGAUCACAAGCCCAAUUAAGGGUGCCAUUUUUGGGUACCAGGAGGAAUACAGUGGACUGGUCAACUAAGAGUGGUCCUGCAAGCUUGGACUAUGAAUCUAAGAGGAAAAUGAUUCAGACUGUCUCCUUGGAUGUAAACUCUGGAAUGAUGGACAAUAGAAAAAUAGAUGCAGGUGCUUUAAGCCCUGUAGCCACAACUGCAUCUCCCGUGUCACCCCUCUCCCUUGACCCAAAUGAACAAAGAAGGAAUCCACAAACUGGUCAUCAGGGAGGACUGUCAUCUUUAAGCUCAAAACCAACAACCAGCAGUCUACUUCUGUCUUUAAGAAGAUUCAACUCAAAUGGCAGGAACUCUAAUGUAACCUCCACCCUCUCUGAGAUAAACCCUUCACCUCUGAGAAGUUCGCAAAGUGAUCGAGAUGGAAAAUUUUUCACAACACACCUUUCUCAAACCUUUCACAAUAAUAAUGAGCAAGAGAGGUCAAAGCCGCUCUUCUCUCCAACUUCCAUUUCUUAUAGAACUGAAACUGAGCCUUUCCUUUCCCCAUCAUCCUCCAAUCACAGAGAAAGGAACAUAUUUGAAACACGCUUCUUUUCAGCUUCACCCACAAACAAAGACGCAGAAGACACACCCUUCACCCAGCAACCUCAAACAAUAAAUAGAACCCAGCCUAGUCUUUCAUGUUCGAAACAGGCAUUUCUAAGUAGAGCACCAUCAGAGAGGCAACAGAACUGCAGGGGUUCAGACAAAAGUACAAAACUACUCUCAGAGAGCUCUGUCACUUCACCCAGACAUUCCCCAUAUGAUCACUCUGCCCUCCUAAAAACCCAUUCCCUCCCUAGGAGGACCACCCUGACAUCCACUUCCUGGUGGAAACAAGUUAACCAGGAGGGCAGUUCCCUUCUAAUGCUCAGUGAUGCAACGAACAUCAAAGAAAAGCCAAACACACCCUUAGUUACACCCUGUAAUGAUAAUAGUGACUUGGCCUCUUCAAGCCUGACUGACAACAAAAGAUUUAGUAGUCAAAUCCACAAUAACAGAGAGAACAAUAACACAACAGAGUCAGUUCGCAAAAGUAACAUGAACCUUGUUAUGAAGACGCAGGGAGGAACGCACAACAUCAAACAAAGAAAUGUUGAGGAUUUACCUGACCACGAAUCAGACAGGCUUGUCAAACAGCAAUAUGGCUCCAAUUUAAACAACAGAGAACCACAAAAGCCUCAUAGUUUGCCUGAUGUUUUGUCUAGUUCUAAAAUUAGCAGAGCUACAGCACAAACAACACUGAGUCACCCUAAAGAUAUCGGCAAGCAUGAUGUAAGUAGUAGUUCAUUUACAGUAAAUGUAACUGAAUUACCACCUGCUUGGAUAAAUCUUAAGAACUCAAAUACACCCACUGAGAGCAGCAGCAAACACAAUAAUAAUCAUUCUACAUCCAAAACCAGCAGCAUCCCUAUAUCUCCUCAAAACAAAGACUCUCAAAAGUUUACCAAACCAUAUCUUUUUCUUGCUACCACCAACACUCUCAGUAGUCAAGCUCUUACCUCUAAAACUACCUCUAUUCUUCCCCUAACCCCAAACUCUAGUUCCUCCUUUCACUCUCAUCCAGUUGCUUCACAGACCAAUAUUCAUGCUGCAUCAUACAAUGGCUCUUCUUCCCAAACAUCCAAAUUUACCAACACAGCUGACACCACACCUCUUGGCUUUGAUAGAAGCUAUGCUUCCGUUCCCAAGCCAUUCCACCCUAAAACUGUGUCCAGCAUGAUUCCCUCAGUCAAUGCUUUCUCUAAAACAAAGUGCAGUCCUGUAUCCACUGCUUCUACCACCUCUUCCUCUAUCACUGGAAGCCAUCCAGCAGCCACAAUUUCCCCCAGCCCAUCCCUCUUUACUCCUCCUAUCACUCCUGCCAUUGCAUCUUCUCCCACCACUAUCACUAUUUCCUCUCUCUUAACCCCCCCUCCCACCCCUGUCAUUACCAGCCCCAACUACUCAGACACUUCCAGCCCUAAGGAAGGGAAGACAUUCUCAAGCAGCCUAGAAAAAGACCCAAAGAAACUGCGCCCCUGUGUAGAGGGAAAGAGAGUGAGACGAGUAACAUGGGAGGACUCGGUGGAUCUGCUGCAUUCUGAGCCCAUCACAGUUGAGAAGCCAGAGCCAUUUCAAGUCCCAACAAGCCCUUCAUCUCCCUUGAGAUCCCAGCGAGGCAUUAAAGCUCCAUCCAUCUUUUCCUUUCUAAGAUCAAGCAGUCCUACCACAAAUUCAUCUUCUCUUUGCUCCCCUUUGCCUAAAACCUCCAGCAUACAGGUGGUGAAAGGAGGGAAGUAUCGAUCCUUAUCAUAUGACUCUGCUGAUUUAGCAUUCAGAGAGCGAGAGAGAUCGAAGCAAAGACCUGUGAAAGACACUGUGAUCUUUGAUCAGGGAAGACGAGACUUAACCACACCCAGACAAGAGAGGACACUAUCAGUGGAGUCCAGUUUAGUUCAGUGCCAUUCUUCUGCUCCUUUCUCCCUCCCUCCUGACUUUUCAAGUGGUUAUAAGCUUCGAUAUAGCUCCCCACCUUACUCCACUCUCAUGUCUACCAGGUCAACACAAGGAGAAACUAAGACAAUAACACCCAGAUCACCCCUCUUCCAACAACCCUCACAGUCAAAUUAUACCCCACAUAUUUCCAUACAAACUGACCCAGUUGCAGCCAUGACCUUACCCACUGCCAAACCCCCUCUUUCACCUAUGAGACUACCACAGCCCCUGUCUUUGCCUUUCCAAAACAAAACUGCCACCCGAGAAAGUUCAAAGUGUGGUGUUUCAGAAACCGAUCAAGUCAACAAUAAUAACGGCAAGAACAACAGCCGCGAUUGCCAAAAUGGCCAGAUAUUACUUAUCGACAACAGAGUUCAUAUCAGUUCACAGUCUCUGCAGGGUGAUAAGGCCCACAACUCCUCCUCAACAUGUGUAACUGAGACACUGGUUUACAGCAUUAAAUCUAAAAUAGAUACAGUGACAGUUGCCCCAAAAAACACCACACCUAAACCUUUGCAACAUACCACAAACACACUGGUUUCUGUGGAGACCAAGUUAAGUCAAGAGUCCCACACAGUGCAGAGUAAGGAAACCACAGAUGGACCAUGCAGUCAUUCAGAUCAGAGCUCCAGUGGUAGCAGCUCAGUAGAGAGUCAACCCCCUGAUGAUGAAAGCUCUAACAGAAGAAUAAAGGAGAGUGUACUGGGUAAAAGCAGAUUUUUUUCAGUGGAGAGUAACAAUGAACAAAGCCCAAAGAGAAGCCGGUUUGCAUUGAAGAAAAGUGUAAGCACACCAAACUCCAGUUUAUCAAGGUCAGAGUCAGAGAGGGCCAACAAGACUAAUAACAAAAUGGACCAGGUCCUUAACAAACUGAGACAAACAUUUAGCACUAGACGGUCUGAUGAUGAUAUUAUGUUUCCAUGGAAAUGGAAGCGAGCCUCCCAAACACCCUCUGUUAGUGGAUCAAGUGACAUCAGCAAUGUCAGUGAUAUCACUGAGAGUACCAAAACACUAGAGAAGCGAGAGCAGGAGAAAGGGAUGGUGCUGAAGGACAAUGAAAAGGGAACAGAGGGUACGAAUAGAUGGACACAAAACAGAUACACUCUCAUACCACCCUCAGCUUCUGGGAGCACAAUGGCAGAAGAUAAGUUUUACAUUUGGUCAGACAAAUCAACAUCAGAAACUGACCAAGACAAGCAAAAUGUUUGUGCAGAACACAUGUCUGAAAGUAAAAACCAACCUCAUUUGACAAUCCACACCCCAACAACGCACCAGUUUGACCUUUACAAAGACAACAGGACAGAUUAUAAACAAACAAACCAGUUCCUCUCUUGUAGAGAUUCCAGUCCUGGUAGGAGCCCUAACCCCUCUGGUACUCAGUUCAUGAAGUCCACAUCCAGCCCCAGGAGCCCCUUCUCCCCCUUCUCCUCUCUUUCCCCUCUCUCCCCAUUUCCCACACCUGAUGUUACAGAUGACAGUGUCUUCUACAGCCCAAAGCUACAGCGUCGCAGAGAAUCCUCCUCACCAUGUGAGCCAGGAGAGGGAAUCAGCUUGGGUGGGUCAAGAAGAAGCCGGGCAUCCACUGGUCCUCCAAGUGCAGGUCCAGGACAGGACAAGGAAUGCUUGGCAUCCUCCUAUGCAGACUUGAAGUAUGGCAUUGAGCCAGGGAGGUCAUUUUCUGUGAGUUCUGUACUGUCCAGUCGACCCUCAGGGCCGGGUCGCAUCUCCACUGGAUCCAGGUUCAUGAGUGUGGGUGACCUCUCUGAAUCUGCCUUGACUUGUGGAGGUAUUGGCAAGGACUUGGAUCAGUGGUCUGUUAUUCCUGAUUGGACCUCAGAAUAUGAUUUCCAGCCCAGUAAGGAUUGUCGAAUGUCAUAUUUUCCCAGUGACCCUGGUAAAAUGAGAUCGAGAUCUCUUCCUCGAUCACUGACCAGGCGCCUGGCAAAUUGGAGCUCAGGAGUCUCCGCUUCUCCACCUGUAACUACCACAACCUCAAAGCCAGCCCGCCUCUGGAGCCCUAACAAGAACACUUGUCACUUUGCAUGGGAUACAGAGGGUCCUCCGACCCCUCCUCCAACACCUCCACUGUCACCAGUGUCCAAACGUAUGUCCAAACCUCCCAGCCUUUCCUCCCCUACCUUUCCCAGCUCAUCAGGAGCACCACAGCAAGUGGACAACCAGUCCUCCAGAGGGCAUUUGCCCUCCAGAUGUUAUGUAUCCAGCCUUAGCACCUUUGAGGAGUCUUCAGACAGCAGCUCAGACACCACAACAGAUGAUGAAUAUUACUUAGAAACAGGUGAAGACAAAGAAAAAGAAACAGAAUUGUAAAAGCAGAACAAUUGCUUUGAAUCCUCCCUGCUGUCAAGUCUCUGAUCAUGCACAUGAGAAAGAAACAUCCACGAGAAGAAAGAUUGGCUUUAAAUCUAUUAUGUAAAGUGACCUUCUCUGCUUGUCUCCUUUUUUUUUUUUUUUUGUCAUUUUCACAAAGGAAACGGACAGGUGGUUGACUGCAUGAUUAGGUUUUCAAAAGUGGUAGUUGCUGUCAUGUAAAAAAGACAUUAAAUGAGCAAGCAUGAUAUUAUCAGCAUAGGUUUAAAGAUGAUAAUGUGUGCAUGUACAGUAUACUGUAUAUGACUGCAGAUCUGCAAUCUAGGGAUAUCGAACUUUGUUUAACAUUUUAUAGUUGCAGUUGCAUGGCAUCAGUGAGGGAUGUAGCUACAUCUGUGUAGUUGUUUUAAUGAUCAAACUACUGUUAGGAUUUUAACAUAAGGCUAAUCGUAAGGUUUGCAUUUCGUCCUGCUACUUAACAAUAAAUGCUGAGGUAAUAUGGAUAAAUGUGUUAUCAUAUGAUAUUUCAUUAUCUGUUUUAUUCUAUGUUUGAAGAUUUAAAUGAAUUGUCGUAAUGUUGUAAGCAUAAAGCAGACACAAUUUAUUUUUUUUGCCAAAUUGUUUUAAACUGGCAGUGUUGCUUUGAAAAAUUUGAAAAGUUUUGUUGAAAAAGUUUUGUGUAUUCUGGGAUGAAAUAUAAUCAUACUGUAUGUUAAAAUUAACACUUGUUUUCAAACAUUAUAAACUGCUCUAUACAGUGAUUGCUCCUAUUUGCACAGCGACAAUCUAAAGUCUUAAUAUAUGUAUUUUAUAAAUAAAUGUAAUUUCCAACAAGAAA
Molecule: messenger RNA, 6668 nt
Organism: Siniperca chuatsi (mandarin fish)
Lineage: Eukaryota; Metazoa; Chordata; Actinopteri; Centrarchiformes; Sinipercidae
Product: mucin-17
Exons: 5
Coding region: 671-5830 (1719 amino acids)
Source: RefSeq, a predicted model, not a curated record